Solanum dulcamara is the source of this 810-nucleotide messenger RNA. RefSeq lists its product as uncharacterized. Gene Ontology annotation, biological process: DNA integration. Gene Ontology annotation, molecular function: nucleic acid binding. The record is from RefSeq and is a predicted model, not a curated record. The transcript has a single exon. NCBI's taxonomy places the organism in Eukaryota, Viridiplantae, Streptophyta, Magnoliopsida, Solanales, Solanaceae. Bases 1 to 810 code for a protein of 269 amino acids.
AUGGAUGGAGAACCUUGGUACCAUGACAUUGUGAGGUAUCUCAAAGAAAGAGAUUAUCUAGAAGGCAUAGGCAAUAUUCAAAAGAGAACACUGCGGAGACUCGCAAACCACUUUUUCUUAAGUGGAGAGAUCCUUAAUAGAAAGACUCUAGAUUUAGGGCUAUUAAGGUAUGUUGACUCCCGAGAGGUGAGCAAGUUGAUUGAAGAAGAUUCUGUGAGCUGGAUAUUUCUGGAUGACCAUGGAAACAAACUGCAUCCGUUUUGUGAGAAAAUGUCAUCAAGUCAUAUUCACGGUGAUUUGAUUCAGGUUUCAUCAAAUGAAAUCAAUGUGACGAGUUCCCCUUGGCCAUUCGCAUCCUGGGGCAUGGAUGUCAUCGGUCCUAUCGAGCCAACCGCAUUAAAUGGAAACAAGUUCAUUUUGGUAGCUAUCGAUUACUUUACAAAAUGGGUAGAAGCAUCUUCAUAUAAGUCUGUGACGAAGAAGGUGGUGACAUAUUUUGUUCGCAAUAAUAUAGUUUGUAGAUUUGGCAUCCCUCAUUCAAUUAUAACAGAUAAUGGAGAUAAUCUCAAUAGCGGUUUGAUGCAUGAGAUAUGUGGGAAGUUCAAAAUUAUUCACCGCAAUUCCACUCCUUAUCGACCUCAGAUGAAUGGAGUAGUUGAGGCUGCCAACAAGAAUAUUAAAAGAAUAUUGCGGAAUAUGAUUGAUAAUUACAAGCAUUGGCAUGAAAAUUUUUCGUUCUCCCUCCUUGGCUAUCGCACCACAACUAGGACUUUGACUGGGCAACACCUUAUCUUUUGGUUUAUGAGAUAG